AUGAGGCGGAGGCUGCGCCUCCGUGGGGACGCGUCGCUCACGCUGCUCCUCGGCGCCGCCCUCGGUCUCCUUCUCUACUCACAGCGCGAAGGCGCGGCCCCGACGACUAGCGCCCCGCGAACCCACAGGAAGGCAGCGCCGGAGCCCAGCCCCGGACUCCGGGUCUUCCAAGCAUCGGACGCAGGCGCAGCCCCAGCCCCGCCGGCCUACGAAGGGGACACACCGGAGCCGCCCACACCCACGGGACCCUUUGACUUUGGCCGCUAUCUGCGCGCCAAGGACCAGCGGCGCUUCCCCCUUCUCAUUAAUCAGCCGCGCAAGUGCCGAGGAGAUGGCUCACCUGAAGGUGGACCCGACUUGCUCAUCGCGGUCAAGUCAGUGGCGGCGGACUUCGAGCGGCGCCAAGCCGUGCGCCAGACGUGGGGUGCUGAGGGCCGCGUGCAGGGGGCGCUCGUGCGCCGCGUGUUCUUGAUGGGCGUGCCCAGGGCCGCGGGCACAGACGGGGCAGAAGCGGAGGGGGAGGGCACGCGAACCCACUGGCCUGCCCUGCUGCGUGCUGAGAGCCGGGCGUACGCGGACAUCCUGCUCUGGGCUUUCGACGACACUUUCUUCAACCUAACGCUCAAGGAGAUCCACUUUCUGGCCUGGGCCUCGGCCUACUGCCCCGACGUGCGCUUUGUUUUUAAGGGCGACGCAGACGUGUUCGUGCACGUGGGGAACCUGCUAGAGUUCCUAGCGCCGCGAGACCCGGCGAAGGACCUGCUCGCGGGUGAUGUGAUCGUGCAGGCGCGGCCAAUCCGUGUGCGGGCCAGUAAAUACUACAUCCCCGAGGCGGUGUAUGGCCUGCCCGCCUACCCGGCCUAUGCUGGUGGUGGGGGCUUUGUGCUUUCAGGGGCCACGCUGCGUCGCCUAGCCGGCGCCUGCGCACAAGUUGAGCUUUUCCCCAUUGACGACGUCUUUCUGGGCAUGUGUCUACAGCGCCUUCGGCUCACACCAGAGCCCCACCCUGCUUUCCGCACCUUUGGCAUUCCCCGUCCUUCAGCAGCUCCGCACUUGCGCACCUUUGACCCCUGCUUUUACCGGGAGCUGGUUGUAGUGCACGGGCUCUCAGCCGCGGACAUCUGGCUUAUGUGGCGCCUACUGAAUGGGCCCCAAGGGCCAGCCUGUGCCCGUCCGUGGCCUGUCGCUGAUGGCUCUUUCCAGUGGGGCCCUUAGCCACCUUCAUGGCCCCAAGCUCCCCUCACUCAGACCCAGGACGACUAUUGCCGUGUAUGUAGUUCUUUCCCAGAGGUGGAAGAUUUCAAAAUCUAGCCCAUAUCCCCGGAAGUCUGCCUCCAUAAGUCCCCAGGGAGUUAAGAUUGAGCUUGGCUCUUGCUGACCUACCUUACUGGGAUCUGAUGUAGAACCAACCGAAUGGUAGCCCUUUGAGACAUCUAGGGUUGAGGCCUUAGGGCACCAGGCUCUGCCAAUCAGACAUGUUUGAUCCUCCUAGUACCAAGUAGGUUUUGGGGGGUUGGGGAUGGGUGGUUGCAGAGGCUCAUAGAAUCUAACCAUACUGCUUGAUUUGGAAGUCUUAGAGUGAUCCAAAUGCGGGUCUCUCUCAAGGCUGGAGGAGGUGUGGGGGCCUGGAACUGGCAGGCAUUUUGUUACAACUUACUCUGAAGGUAGGCACUGUGCUUCCCACCUGCCCCUCCAAACUGGAUUUUCAGCCCUGUACUGAUCUUUAGAUCUUCUUCUAGAGGUCUCCUUUCCCUAAGCCAACCCCUCCUGGGCCCUGGUCUGACUGGAACACCAGCGAUGGAGGAACAUAGGGACAACCAAGUGCACAGUCCUACCUGAAGUCUUUCUCUGCCACCUAAGGAUUUACACACACAACAAUGCUAGUCUCCUACCAGGGGCUGUGCUGC
This is a messenger RNA of Neogale vison (American mink), 1907 nucleotides long. RefSeq names its product UDP-GlcNAc:betaGal beta-1,3-N-acetylglucosaminyltransferase 9 (gene B3GNT9). The record is from RefSeq and is a predicted model, not a curated record. NCBI's taxonomy places the organism in Eukaryota, Metazoa, Chordata, Mammalia, Carnivora, Mustelidae. Gene Ontology annotation, cellular component: membrane. The transcript has a single exon. Bases 1 to 1215 code for a protein of 404 amino acids. Gene Ontology annotation, molecular function: hexosyltransferase activity.